Juglans microcarpa x Juglans regia is the source of this 1136-nucleotide messenger RNA. Its product is annotated as E3 ubiquitin-protein ligase RMA3-like. Gene Ontology annotation, cellular component: endoplasmic reticulum. Gene Ontology annotation, molecular function: ubiquitin protein ligase activity; ubiquitin-like protein conjugating enzyme binding; metal ion binding. The transcript is spliced from 3 exons. Lineage: Eukaryota; Viridiplantae; Streptophyta; Magnoliopsida; Fagales; Juglandaceae. The record is from RefSeq and is a predicted model, not a curated record. Gene Ontology annotation, biological process: ubiquitin-dependent protein catabolic process. Bases 156 to 926 code for a protein of 256 amino acids.
ACCAUUCACCAACACUCAGACCUCAACCAUUCCAUUUCUUCACGAUUCAACGUCUCUCUGCGUGUCUGUUCCCCUCUCUUCCAUAAGAGUUCGGUUCAAGGUUUUUGAUUCAGAGACCCUUUUCUUGUUCUCUGUCUAAACGAGAGUAAAUAGCUAUGGAACACAAUUUAUUUGAGCCUGAGUUACAUUUCGAAUCAACUGGAGAUGUUUCUUUUCAUCAGACAUGGAAAACAUCAGUCUCAGACAAUGAAGAUGGCUGCUUUGAUUGCAACAUAUGCUUAGAUUCAGCACAUGAACCUGUGGUCACUCUCUGCGGUCACUUGUACUGCUGGCCAUGCAUUUACAAGUGGCUUCAUGUACAAAUCUCCGCAGAUGACCCAGAUCCGCAUCGGAAGUGCCCCGUUUGUAAAGCUAACAUCUCACAGACAUCGUUGGUCCCCCUGUAUGGCCGGGGCACCUCCCCCCCAGAUUCUACUGGCAAGAAACCCAACUCGGGCCUUGUCAUACCCCACAGACCAGCUCCUUGCGGAUUGAACACUCUUACUUCUGCUACAAACUCUACUCUGGAUUCCAGCCAGCGACUUCACCCAAAUUAUUUUCAGUCACAGUCACAGUCAUUUCAUCACCAGCAAUACUUUCCUCACAUGUAUGGAGGUUUAGCUGCAGAUGCAUCAACUUUUGUUGGGGGUGAAGCGAUGGCUGGUUUAUUUAGUCCAACAAUUAGCGUGUUUGGGGAGAUGGUAUACGCGAGGAUGUUUGGGAGCUCAAAUUUAAGUGUAUACCCUUAUCGUUAUCCAGGUUCCUAUCCUCGCACAGGGAUUAGCAGUACUAGGAUGAGAAGGCGGGAAAUGCAGCUUGAUAAGUCUCUUAAUCGACUUUCCGUUUUUCUCUUCUGUUUCAUAAUCUUGUGUUUUGUCCUUUUCUGAUCACGUUUCCUUUCUGGCUUUGGCCUUUAUAGUCGCCGGAAGAUGUAACAUUAUGUGCAGUAGAUCAUUUUUUUUUUUUUUUUUUUUUUGUAUAGAAUUAUGUGACAUUUUUUUAGCUGGAUUUAUGAUGAAUUAUUGGUAUGGAUGUAUCUGCCGCUUACGAUCACCAGUGGAGCCAGGAAUUUGAUUGGAUUGGGAUUGCACUUUAAA